Messenger RNA from Ilex paraguariensis (yerba mate), 555 nucleotides. Lineage: Eukaryota; Viridiplantae; Streptophyta; Magnoliopsida; Aquifoliales; Aquifoliaceae. The record is from the annotation of a GenBank genome assembly.
AUGGAGCUUUUGGGCAUGAGCCUAGGAGUUGGCCCUGCACAUUUCAGAGAAUUCUUUGAAGGAAAUGAUUCCAUAAUGAGAUUAAACUACUACCCUCCUUGCCAAAAACCAGAUGUUACACUUGGAACUGGGCCCCACUGUGACCCCACAUCUUUAACCAUCCUUCACCAGGAUGAUGUGGGUGGUCUUGAAGUGUUUGUUGAUAAAAAGUGGCAUUCCAUUCCUCCCAAUUCAGAAGCUUUUGUUGUCAAUAUUGGUGACACAUUCAUGGCUCUGUCAAAUGGGAUCUACAAGAGUUGCUUGCACAGAGCUGUGGUGAAUAAUAGAACUCCCAGAAAAUCUCUUGCAUUCUUUCUUUGUCCGAGGAAGGACAAGGUUGUAAGCCCACCAAAACAGCUUGUUGACACUGAUAAUCCAAGGAAAUAUCCAGAUUUCUCAUGGCCAACUCUCCUAGAAUUCACACAGAAACAUUACAGAGCUGACAUGGAAACCCUCUCAGCCUUCACAAACUGGCUUCAACAAAAGAACAUCACAGGAGAUACAGAAAACUAUUGA